Didymodactylos carnosus is the source of this 1043-nucleotide messenger RNA. The record is from the annotation of a GenBank genome assembly. NCBI's taxonomy places the organism in Eukaryota, Metazoa, Rotifera, Eurotatoria, Philodinida, Philodinidae.
UUCUAUACUUACAGCUGCGAGGAUGGGAAAGCGGAAAGAGGAUAAACGCUUAACUGCUACGAUAUAUUGAUCACUCCGUAUUAUGGUAUUUUUCUUUUUUUUGUCUAAAAUCUACAAUUAAUUAAAAAUUUCUUUUUUGUACUGUAAGGACCUUAAUGGUCUCUAGUGCUGGCAAAAAAAAAAAAAAAAAAAAAAAAAAAAAUCUGUUGUGUUCUUUUAGACAGUUCAAUUCAGAUCUAUCGAACAGUUGUGUACAUCCACCUAGUGACGAUGAUGAUUUUAUUGAUGUUGAAUCUACGAGUACUGUCACUACCAAUACUAUCACAGCACCAUAUAUUAAUGAGAAUGAUUACGAAAAUAGAACAUCAUCUUCUUCAUCUUCAACUAAUACAACAACUUUCGCCUCGCCAGUACGAACGCUCAACACAAAAGUAUCUCCUAUUCUUCAUGAAUUAGAUAAUUCAACUGAUUAUAAAAUCGUUAAAAACGCUAAUAUAUCGAAUAAUUUAGGACAUUAUUUACCAGUAAAUGGCAGAAUAAUAUCAAAACGUUCAAGAUCUGACAGUGACAAUGAAGAAAAUAGUAAAAUAAAUAAACGUGUUAAACAACAAGACGAACAACGUACACGUUCAACUUUUGUCAAACAUGAUUUACGUAACAUUGAAACAUUAAUUGAACCAAAUAAAAAACAUUUGCAAUCUACAUCGUCUGAUCCAUCACCAUCACAACAACAUUUUCUUCCAAAUCAUAAUCAUACACUAGAAUCAAAUUAUUUGUGGUUAUUAUAUGCGAAUACAUUAGCACACGCUCAUUCAUCAUCGACAUCUCACAUGCAUGGCGGAGGUUCUAGAAAUACAUUGAAUAAUAUUUCACUAUUGUCUCCAACUUCAUCAACGAACACUUCGAUGGCCGCAUUACAACGCUAUCUAUUGUUGACGAACAAUUCAACAAUGUCACCAAUGCUAAUGAAUACAUUUCCCUAUCAGCCACAUUUUAUUAAUCAUCUAUAUCAUAAAAUUUCGAAUGAAACAAAUUUACAUUGA